Cryptococcus wingfieldii CBS 7118 is the source of this 2331-nucleotide messenger RNA. RefSeq lists its product as hypothetical. The record is from RefSeq and is a predicted model, not a curated record. NCBI's taxonomy places the organism in Eukaryota, Fungi, Basidiomycota, Tremellomycetes, Tremellales, Cryptococcaceae. The transcript is spliced from 2 exons. The coding region runs from base 1 to 2331 and encodes 776 amino acids.
AUGGAUCCCAGAUCACUCUACACACAACCAUCUGCCACCCCCGUCCCCGGCAAUCACCAGCCCUCUCAAACCACGCCAGCCACAGCGGACUCGAGCCCGCACUCGCACCAGACACCCAGGCUGGUGCCAUCGUACUUUCACAUCGACCAGCGGGUUUUGCCCGGAUCGUCCUGGACCAGGAUUCACCAUGACAAUACGCCUGCUCAAUCCUCGCACGUCGCCUUCACCACCCAAGGCUCAUCUAUCCCCGCUCGUAUCGGCCAGUCUGGUGUUUCUACGCCCCAUCAUUCUGGUUCUUUUGCGUCCCAUCACCAAGCUCAGACCACAAUCCCCAACCCUACAUCUACCUUGGUCGAUGAGCCCGCUCUCGAACCCCCAUACAUCGGCGAUACUACCGACUCGCGAAUUGGCCAGUCUAACCUCCGGCCGCUCGCAUAUCACAAGUCGCCACCCUUCUCCCCCGCCGCUACGUCCCAUGGGCCAGAUGGAACUCACAGCUAUCAGCCGCCGACAUACCGCUACCGCCCUUACUCUUUGCGAGAGAGGGGCGUGGUGGACAAGGGCAGAGGACGCGCGGUCGAGAAGAGUGAUGGUGUUCACUCGGACGAAGACGAGAGGAAGUCGGAGGAAGAGGAUGGUCCGAGAUACAACUAUGGGUACGGAGGGGCGUCUCAAGGCCGUGCGGUGUCUACUACAGAAGUUUCGGCUUUGAUAGCAUCUGCCGCGCUGUCUCAUAUGCCUAUCCACGAUCGGGCCCAUCGUCCCGCUCAUUCGCCCUCCGCCGAAACUCCCACUCUUCCCCCGAUGAACACCCUACAUCACAACUCUAUCCCUAGAGGCUCCGAUCUACAUUGCCCCCAAGACGCUUGGUCUCAUGGUUGGCACCAGAACUCUUCUCGCGACGAGCCAUACGAAUCUCAUGGGCUGCAUCAGUCGUAUGGCGACCUCUACUCGCAGUCCUUCUACGGCAACAGCUACCCCUACCAAACAGCAGCUGGGUCAAAUACCUCAUCAGCGUCUUAUCAGGCCACCUCUCGCCCAUACCACGAUACCCCGAACCAGUACGACUCGAGAUCCCCAGCAACCAACUCUCUCCACUUCAAAACCAUCCUCGCCUACCAAGCAGUCUUCAGCGCCCUCGUGCAAGAGUGCCAUUACACUGCGCAAACUUUGCACUACACGCCGUUCCAGGAAUAUAUGGCUCGAGCGUGGGAUCAGUACGAGGCUGGUGGGAGGGAGGAUACUGGGCUUUUGGUGGAUCUGUUUGAGAAGGCUGUGAGGGGCGAUGCGGCGGAGCAGGCGGAGCGGGCGGAGCGGGCAAAGCAGCAACUUCAACCGGCCGGAAUGGGGUAUGAAGGGGAUCCGUGGUGUCGAGGCUACCCGGUUCGAGCGGAUAUUUCUGGACGGGAGGCUGCCUAUGGACCGAGCUAUACCGACUAUCAACGUUCUUCUACCACUUCCAGCAAAGACGACCCCAUCACUCUUCUUCGACAAACACCUUUUCGACCCAAUCUCAAUCGCAGCCAAACUAUGGACGACACUCAAGCCCAUCGGCCAAGAUCACCCACACCGCUGAGAUCACGCUACAGCAACUUGGGACCACACCCUCUCGAAGCCGAAGAAGAUGAGCAGGAGCAGACGGGAAGCAAGGAUACAGCAACUAGUCGGCGCCUCAAGAGCCUUGGGAGGAGUAAAGGGCGGGCACUCUCGCUUGGACCUAUGGGUACUUCUCUUGCCCCCACCCCACCACCUCUUACCACCGCUCCAAAACGACGUCGAACUUCCCUACCCCACCCUUCCACCUCUGCCCCAAACCCGAUCAAGCUCCUGGCCAGCCAAUACCCCUUUCGCGACCGCUUCAACUUGGCUUUGAACAAAUUUCAUGCCGAUGGCGACUCUUCGCCUGUAUACUUGGGAGGCGUGAGGGUAAAUACGCUGGAGGAUGCGUUGGGAGGAGGACGAGGGGCGGUGGGAAGGUGGAGCGUAGGAGAAGUGGAGAGGAUUGCGAGGAUGGCGGGAAUGAUGUUGCUGGACGAAGACCCGGACAAGGACGCCGAAGCAGACGACACCUCCAAAAUCGCAGACGACCAGCUCGAAUCGAAGAAUGCGAGGGAGAAGCGCAAGAAUGCUUUCCGCUGGUUCAGAAAGAGCCUCAUUUCAGUCUACGUCGCGAAUGGAGGCAAGGAGGUGUUUGACCGGUGGGAAAGGCAGAUGCAGGGGGUGACUGGGAGGGAGAAGGCGGUGGGGGGGAAGUGGGAUGCGUUUACGGCGGAGGUUGAAGAGAUGUGGGGGAGGGUGACGAGGGAGCUUGCGCAGAGGAAACGAGAUUGA